CACACGCGAGACACACGCGGGGAGUGAAGGCGGUGGGUGGCUGCAGGCUCCCGCGAUGGCUGGAGCCGUGGCCGCGACCCGGAUCCACAUCGUGGGCUCUGUCGCGCGAGCGGGUGGUUUUCGCGGGAAAGGCGCCGAUUGGUCCGAUUCGCCACCGGUGGGCGCGGUCUCGGCCGACGGGAGCCAAUCACGGGGCCGUGGGGUUGGGGGCGCCUUGAGCGGUUGUAACCAAGGAGGAGGCCGAGGCUUCGUCUGGCGGGAGGCCUCAGGAGGCCUCAGGAGGGCCCCUUCGCGGGCCGCCCCAGGGAUGAGCGACGCGGCGGCGUUCGACGGAGGAGGCGGAGCCCUCCACGAGGAGGACGAUGAUGUGCACAAGUGCGGGCGCUGCCAGGAGGAGUUCAACAGCCUGGAGGCGUUCAUCCAGCACCGGCUGCAGCAGGCGUGCUCGCGGGCGUCAGCCGGCGCUCCGCUACCGCAGCCCUCUGCCAAUGAAGGAAGCGUCGCACCGCCCGCGAGCGGCGCCGUCGACGGAGCCGCCGGAGACGGAGACGGAGACGGAGACGUUGUGCCGCGGGCGACGCGCAGGAGGGCCCGCGCCUCCUCGCCCGGCGACCGGCAUCCACCCGACUCGGGGGCUGCCGCCCCCCCACCGGGGCCGGCGCUGCCUGGCUCCCUGGCGAGCCCCAGGCCCAGGCUGGCCGCGCGCGACGGCGCCCGCUUCGCGUGCAGCCUGUGCCCCAAGCAGUUCAAGACGGCCGUGAUCCUGAAGGCCCACAUGGUGACUCACAGCUCCAGCAAGCAGUUCCGCUGCACCGUCUGCGCCACGCAGUUCCACACCAAGGGCUCGCUGGUCCGGCACGCGCGGCGCCACACCGGCGAGCGUCCGUACGUGUGCAAGGAGUGCGGGCAGGGGUUCCGGGAGUCGGGCGCGCUCAGCCGCCACCUCAAGUCUCUCACGCCGUGCACGGACCGGGCCGUGUACGCGGGGGCGCAGGCCAGGGCCGCCUGUCGGCCUGCGCACACCGUAGCCCAGGCCGAGAAAGCCGCGGAGAUGCCCGAGUCCGGCGCCACUGGCACCGAUGGCGCCGUGGCGAGCGCUGGCGACACCUUCGUCUUGCUGAUAACCCCGGUGACGCACGACGAGAAGGGAGGCAGCGGCUGUGGCGAUGACAAGGAAGGGAGCUCUUCCAUUGGCCAGGGCGGCUCUGCCGCUGCAGACGCCACGAUUGGUCAGAAUCGUCCGGAGGAGCCCAACCUGAUUGGCCGAGCAAUGAAGAACUCUGGCAUCCAGGAGGCGAGGACGGCGCCCCGUCUACCGGACUCUGCUCGGCCAAUAGAAACGGAAGAUUUGGCUGGAAAUGAGGGGGCGGGGCCUCGAGAUGGGGUGGGGCCUCGGGAGGGGGCGGAGCCAGAGGAAGGGGCGGAGCUCGCUCCGGAGGCUCGACCAAUGGAGACGCAGACGCCUGCCGACGUCGUGGGGUCCGCGGAGGAGGAGGUGCGGCAACGGGAAGAGGCGAGCGACGAUUUGAACUCGGGUGGGGGCGGUGACAGUGCCGGGCGGCUGUCCCGGCACACCGAGCCGUGCCCCUACUGCCACAAGCGCUUCCGCGGGCACCGCUACCUCCAGAUGCACAUCCACGGACACAGAGCGGCCCAGCGCGCCGAGGGCGGCCCCAGCGUCUGCACCGUGUGCGGCAAGUCGUUCGUGACGGCGUCCGUGCUGCGCAAGCACCUGGCGGUCCACGGCGGCGGCGGCGGCGGCGGCGGCGGCGGGGGGGAGCGGCGCUUCCGCUGCGGCGAGUGCGGCAAGCUGUACAAGUGCGUGGCGCACGUGCGCGACCACAUGCGCGCCCACUCCGAGUCGCGGCCGUUCCCCUGCGCCGCCUGCGGCAAGAACUUCAAGACCAAGCACGCGCUGCAGGUGCACGAGCGCACGCACGGCCAGGUGAAGCCUCACGCGUGCCCCGACUGCCCUGCGCGCUUCCGUGAGCGUGCGUCGCUGGUGCGCCACCGGCGGCAGCACACGGGCGAGCGGCCCUUCCCGUGCCCACGCUGCUCGCGCUCCUUCGCCGAGCACGGCACCCUCAACCGGCACCUCCGUGCCAAAGGCGGUUGCUCUUUUGGCCCCAGUGCCCCUCCCCAGGGCGCCCCCUCCAGGGCCCCCCCCCUCCCGCUGGGCCCCCCCACGGAGGUGAAGGAGGGCGCCCAGGGGAGCGGGCACGCGGGGAACGCCGCGGACGACCCCCUGCUGGGCGAGGACCCCACGGCCGUGCUGGUGGAGUUCUCCUCCGUGGUGGCCGACACGCAGGAGUACAUCAUACACGCAGGGCAGGCGGAGGAGAGGGAGGACAGCCCCAGCUUCAUGCAGAGGAUGGAGGUGCCAGCUGAGCUGGUGCAGAUGGUGCAGCACAUAGUGAGGGAGAGCCGGGGCAGCGGGCACCACCGCUUCAUCCUGCACAACGUUGGGGUGGGCGAGGCGGCAGAAGCGGUGGGGGAGCCGGGGCCCCCCCCGCCCCCACACGGCCCGGCACCCAGCGACGACUCCGACAGCACGGAGGUUGCCAUGGCGAGGGACGGCGCAGGGACGGCACCGGCGGUGUCCGGCGACGGCGGUGGCACCAUCAUCUUGGUGACCGUGCGGAACGAGGCGGGCGCGGAGGAGCAGGAGGACGUUACCGUGAUGGUGGACGCCACGGGACUGGAGCAAGUCGACGCGGUAACCGACCGCACCAUCGAGGAGACGGUCGGCGUUGCCAAGCAGCCGGUCAUCUCCGUGGCGACGACGGAGAGGGCCGACGUUGGCGAGGAGUGCGUCGCCAUGGUGACGGACAGCGUCGGAGAAGAGUGGACGGUCUCCGUGGGGAAGGACGCCGUUGGCGUGGCGACGGUCUCCAUUGGGGGAGAGGAACCGGUUUCGCCGCGGUGAUGGGGAAAAUCGCAACGCGGUGGUGACCACCCCCGUGGGAGGUUGGCCGUGAGCGGGAAUCGAACUCGGGUGGCCGCGUUCCUAGCGCGCACCUGCGCGGUUAAAAGGCUCAAGGCGGAGAGGCCCCCAGGUAAGGCCCUGACGACACGAAGCAGCCCACACACACAUACAGAGGCGUGGCCAAGCAACCCGCCGGUUUCCUCCAAUCGCAUGGGACUUUUAUUUUGACAGGUCGCCCGUCCUCACGUCAUGCAGCCCUCCCCCCAGCCCUCCCAACCUCGGGGUGCCAGAGGUGGGCGAGGGGGGGGUGGAGUGGACCGUACCAUCUGUACACGCGCAGAGGAGAGGGGGGGGAGGGUGCUCUCUGGGAAGGGAGAUAUUCAAUAGAUUCUCUAUUUACAGUUUACCCCCCCCCACCACCCUAGGCAUCCUGCACUCAAGCUUGAGCCAUGGACUGUUCCAUUCAACAUCACAAGGGGGGUGGGGGAGGAUUGGGGGAGAAGCCACAAUCAUAAACCCGCAUGCACCCCGCCCGCCUCAGGGGUGGGAACACCACAGCCCCCUUUGCCGGGGGGCUGUGGUGGUACAGGCCAUCUACUGGCUCCAGGAGUUGGGGGGGGGGUGUGAGAGGAGUGUCAGUACAUUGCCAUCUGUGAUCAUUAUGAACUCUUGUUAUAAAAACUUAAAACAUCCUCAAUAAAAAUGUAAAAUUCUAUAUAAAAACAAAAA
This is a messenger RNA of Petromyzon marinus (sea lamprey), 3655 nucleotides long. The record is from RefSeq and is a predicted model, not a curated record. Lineage: Eukaryota; Metazoa; Chordata; Hyperoartia; Petromyzontiformes; Petromyzontidae.